Molecule: messenger RNA, 933 nt
Organism: Dioscorea cayenensis subsp. rotundata (Guinea yam)
Lineage: Eukaryota; Viridiplantae; Streptophyta; Magnoliopsida; Dioscoreales; Dioscoreaceae
Product: protein SENSITIVE TO PROTON RHIZOTOXICITY 2
Exons: 1
Coding region: 1-933 (310 amino acids)
Biological process (GO): response to aluminum ion; response to acidic pH
Source: RefSeq, a predicted model, not a curated record
AUGGAGGAUCAUGACUUGGUGUCAACUCAAGGCCAUGAGGAACCUCAAACAACUCUCUUAUACAACCUCUCAGUCCUAAAAGAAAAGGUUCGUCAGCUUCAAUCCUUAGUUACCCUUAUCAUCACCCCGAACCAUGCUGAACAAGAGUCCGAUACCUCCGAAGCCAUCUCCAGCGCCGAUUUGCUUGUUCGGGAUCUCGUCUUCACAGCUUCUUCGACUAUCAAUGCUUUACAUCAACUCCAUGAUCUUAAUCUCAUCUCAAAGGUUUCUUAUGAUGAGUUAUCACAAGUGCAUACUGACCCCUUUCAUGCUACCAAUGCUACUACUCCUCAUCAUUUCUACUCAGCUAUUAAGAACACCGACCCGAUGCCGCAUGAUAAUUCUUCUUCGAUGGAAUCUGCUAUUAUCGAGUUAGAAGCUGGCGAUCUUUUAGCGAAGUAUACUCAUUACUGUCAAGUUUGUGGGAAAGGAUUCAGGAGGGAUGCAAACCUAAGAAUGCACAUGAGAGCUCAUGGAGAUGCAUACAAAAGCAAUGCUGCACUAAGCAACCCUAUGAAGAAUAUUAAUGCAUGCAGCGAUCAGGGUUAUAAUACUACGAAUAAUAAUGUUAUAAGAAAGUAUUCUUGUCCUCAAGAAGGUUGUAGGUGGAACAAGAAUCAUGCCAAGUUCCAACCAUUGAAGUCGAUGAUUUGCGCGAAGAAUCAUUAUAAGCGAAGCCAUUGUCCGAAGAUGUAUGUUUGCAAGAGAUGUAAUCUUAAGCACUUUUCGGUGCUUUCUGAUCUUCGGACACAUGAGAAGCAUUGCGGUGAUCUCCGGUGGCGGUGCUCUUGCGGUACAACGUUCUCGAGGAAGGAUAAGCUCUUCGGUCAUGUUGCAUUGUUCGUCGGUCAUUCUCCGGUCAUCAACCACAACAUCACUGGAAAAACAAACUGA